UCAGAUUCUUCCCCAAAAUUUCCUUUUUUGCUCUCUGAUUCUCCCAAACGCUGCCUUAGGGUUUUUGGCCUCAAGGAAACCAAAAUUUUUCCCAUUUUUGUCCUUCAUUUUCGAUGUUUCUCUGAGUUCUGCUAAUUUUUGAACAAUUUCUUUUGGGGUUGAUCCAAUUCCAAACGAGCCCUUGAAAUCUAAUUUGUUUCCCUUUUUGGCCCUCCUCUCUGUUUGGUAAGAUUUCUGGCUCCAUUUUUUCUUUCUUUUUUUUACUCCCUUUUGCUGUUCCAUUAAAGAUUAAACUACUACUACUACUACGACGACGACUUGUCGUUUGCGUGGGAAAAAUGGUGAGAGGGAAAACGCAGAUGAGGCGAAUCGAGAAUGCGACAAGUCGGCAAGUUACGUUCUCCAAACGACGGAACGGGCUGCUGAAGAAGGCUUUUGAGCUGUCGGUUCUUUGUGAUGCCGAGGUUGCCCUCAUCAUCUACUCCUCCAGAGGGAAGCUCUAUGAAUUUGCCAGCUCAAGCAUGCAAGCCACGGUGGGGCGCUAUCUGAGGCAUACAAAGGAAACCCAUCAUCUUCAACCAUUAGUUCGUCAACAUACUUUACAAACCGUUCAGCAUGAGGCUGCAACUUUGGUGAAGGAAAUAGAGUCACUUGAGGUUUCAAAGAGGAAACUGUUGGGAGAAGGUCUAGGAUCAAGCUCCUGUGAAGAACUCCAUCAAAUAGAACAACAGCUAGAAAGGAGCUUAACCAAUGUCAGAGCAAGAAAGCACCAGGUUUACAGAGAACAGAUUGAACAACUAGGAGAAAAGGAGAAGUUUUUGGCAGCUGAAAAUGCAAAGCUAGGCGAAAAGUACUGUGUUCAACUUCACCAUCGACAAUCACCAAAUGAACAAGGAGAGGUUUCGCCUCACCCCGAAAGCAGCUCGAUUUCAGACGUCGAAACCGAGUUGUUCAUCGGACCGCCCGAGUCGAGAUCAUUGAAGCGACGCCUUCCUUUGCAAACAUGAUUUGGUACUUUUUUUUCUUCUUGCCCAAAUUGUAUCAUAUAACAACUGCCAACUGAUGUUCAUACUUUGUUUUGUUUUGUUUUUUGUUUUUUAAUAUAUGUUUGGCAGCUUGAAUAAUGAUGUCAAUAAGAAGAAGAAAACAACAAUGAGAGAGAGAGAGAGAGAGAGAGAAUGAGAGGGAAUUGGCUAUAUUUUGUUGUCUCUUCUUCAAAAUUCUAAGCUUGAAAGUGUGAUUUUAA
Messenger RNA from Momordica charantia (bitter melon), 1246 nucleotides. Its product is annotated as MADS-box protein SOC1. Gene Ontology annotation, biological process: positive regulation of transcription by RNA polymerase II. The record is from RefSeq and is a predicted model, not a curated record. Gene Ontology annotation, cellular component: nucleus. Gene Ontology annotation, molecular function: protein dimerization activity; RNA polymerase II transcription regulatory region sequence-specific DNA binding; DNA-binding transcription factor activity. Lineage: Eukaryota; Viridiplantae; Streptophyta; Magnoliopsida; Cucurbitales; Cucurbitaceae.